Messenger RNA from Girardinichthys multiradiatus, 2269 nucleotides. RefSeq names its product stonustoxin subunit alpha-like. The record is from RefSeq and is a predicted model, not a curated record. Gene Ontology annotation, molecular function: protein binding. The annotation marks the transcript as partial. Lineage: Eukaryota; Metazoa; Chordata; Actinopteri; Cyprinodontiformes; Goodeidae. The transcript has 3 exons.
AAUCUGUCCUUUCAGGUUGAAGACAUGACCUCAGAUCAAAGGAAUGUGGUUGCCUUGGGUCGGCCUUUUGGGUUAGGAAUGCUAUAUGACGCUCGCCAGGAUCAACUGAUCACAGAUUUUACUCUGUGGGACAGAGAAACUAUUCAAAAAUUCACCAUAAGAACAACCCAGAACAGUAGCGAUUAUGAAACUACUGCUUCAGACUCCAUUGAAACCAAGGCUUCUCUGCUGAAGGCUGAUGCGUCUCUGAUGGCCGGUGUUCUGAGUGGUCUGGUUGAAGUUGGAGGAUCUGCCAACUAUCUAAAUGAUAAGAAGAAGUUCAAGAACCAGAGCAGAGUCAUUCUUGAGUACAAAGCAACAACUGCAUACGAACGGCUGGCUCUGAACCAUCAAGAUGCCAAGAAACUGCAAUCUAAAGAUGUUAUUAAAAAUAGCCAUGCAACACAUGUAGUCACAGGCAUCCUUUAUGGGGCGAAUGCUUUCUUUGUGUUUGACAGCGAGAUGUUGGACAGUAGCAGUCUGCACAGCAUGAAGGCAAAAAUGCAAAGUUUAAUAAACAAGAUACCAAAACUGGAUCUUGAAGGAAAUGUUCUCAAACAUCUGCAAGAAGAAGAAAAAAAGGUAAUGGACAAAGUAUCCUGUAAAUUUUAUGGUGAUUUCAUUCUGGAAAAGAACACUACAACAUUUAAAGAAGCAGUAGAUACCUACAGAAAGCUUCCAGCCCUUCUUGGACAAAAUGGAGAGAAAUCAGUUCCUGUUAGAGUCUGGCUGACCCCUCUGAAGAAUCUGGAUCCAGCUGCACCUCAGCUAAAGGGAGACCUUUAUGAGGGUUUACUCAAAAAAGCUGCAAAUGUUCUGGAAGGUAUCAGAGAAAUACAAAUGAGAUGCAAUGAAACCCUGGAAAGGGAAGUCGUGAAAACUUUUCCACCGAUAAACAAAAAGUUGCAAUGCUUCCAACAUCUGUGUGAAGACUAUGUGAAAACAAUCCAACAGACCAUGCAAGAGAAAAUUCCCCUCAUUCGUGAAGGUGAAGAAGAAGAAGAAGAAUGCUUAGAAAAUUUCCUUGAUGAGCAGGAAAAGUCUCCCUUCAGCCAGGACAAUUUAGAGAAGUGGCUUGAUAAUUUAGACAGAGAAAUUAACGUCAUCACAUCCUGUUUAGAUAUUAUGAAGGGAAUCAAGAUCAUCCCAGAAGAGUCAGACUUGGAUAGACAAGUUCUUGGUGUAGAAGAUGCCCUCUGCUUUGUUUUUACCUCAAUUGAAAGUAAUGACCCCUACAUGGACCAGAUGGAUAAUUAUUUUAAAGAAACUCCAACCUGUGUGACUCCACCUUCUAAAGACCAGUGGUUCUUCUCUGGUGAGGUCUUAGAAAACAUCACACAGAAAGCCAACAUGAUCUCAGAAACUGCUAAAGGCCUGAAGAGCAGCAGCAGAUUCACUUUCCUUGUAGCAGCACUGCCAAACGAGGAGUUCAGAGGAGCAACCAUCUACCGUUACAGGAAAGGUGUCUUGAAAACUAAAGACUUCUCAAAACCUGCCAUUCAUCGAGUGAGAAAUGUGACGAAUAAAGAAGAUUUAAUCUGGUACUCCUGUGAUCCUACUUUGGACACAGAAACUGUGAAUGGGUACCUCAUUCUGUCUGAAGGAGACAAGAAGGCAACAUGUGGAGCCUGGCAAAGAUAUCCUAAAACAGAGAAGAGGUUUGAUUCAUAUCCCCAGGUUCUGUGCAGGGAAGGUCUGACAGGGUGUCAUUACUUUGAGGUAGUGUGGAGCAGUGAAAUUACUAAAGAGCUUGGUGUAGGUCUCGCACAUGAAAGCAGUCCAAGAAAAGGAGGGGGUAGACACACUGGAUUUGGAUAUAAUAACGUCUCCUGGUAUUUUGGUGUUAAUGACAAUGUUCUCCGUGCGUGGCACAAUCGUAGUAAGAUGUGGUCUUCUGCUCUUCCUACUGGAUGCAACAGAAUUGGGGUGUAUUUAGAUUGUCCGGGUGGCACUAUGUCCUUCUACCAAGUGUCCUCUGACACUUUGACCCAUCUGUACACCUUUGAGAACCGAUUCACUGCACCACUUUACCCAGGUUUCUACAUCUGGGAAAAAUCUAACUUUGCUGUUUUCUGCCCAGUGUAAGAGGACCAUUGAGUCAGAUACUGUGGAAUUACAUGAACCUGAUGUUUUUACACUUAACAAGGUAACAAGGUCAUAAUCAGAUGAUGGCUAAAAAAGCUAAAGCUUUUGAACUUUCCCAGACCAUCUAAAUGAAGCUUUAGGCAAG